UUAUUACAUCAUUACUCUGAUGCACCCUUUUAACUAAUAUCAAGCUUAUAAAAGUUACCAUAGACUUGCUUUGAGAGCACAAAAGAAAAGCGAUGGACCAGAGUCAGAGGCAUUUCGUGUUGGUCCAUGGAGCAGGUCAUGGAGCGUGGUGUUGGUACAAGCUAGUGACGCUGCUGAAAUCGGCCGGUCAUAGGGUCACGGCGCUGGACAUGGCUGCUUCUGGGGUCCACCCAAAGCAGGUUGACGAGCUCCGUUCAAUGUCGGACUACUCUCAGCCGCUGAUGGAAUUCAUGGAGUUCCUGCCGCCAGACGAUCGGGUUGUUUUGGUAGGCCACAGUGCUGGUGGUAUCAGCAUGUCGGUAGCUAUGGAGCGGUUUCCGGAGAAAAUUUCAGUUGCUGCGUUUGUCGCUUCUUUUAUGCACGGUCCCGACCUCAAUCUUGUUACUGUCUUUCGCAAGUUCUUUGAAGGAGUGGAAUCUUGGAUGGACACCCAGCAUAGGUACGACAAAGGGCAGGGCAAACCUCCAACUUCCAUCCUCUGGGGCCCCAAGCAUAUGCAAUCCAAGUUUUAUAACCUAUCUCCACCCGAGGAUUUGACUCUUGCGACCAUGUUGGUGAGACCAUAUCCCUUAUAUCAUCACGAUGAGGUGGGACUGGCAAACGACACUGUAUUGACGAAGGAGAACUACGGGUCAGUCCGUCGAGUUUAUGUCGUGGUCGAAGACGACUAUGUGGUAAAGGAAGAAUUCCAGAGAUGGUUGAUUGAAAAUAAUCCCGCGGAUGAGGUGAAGGUCAUCUCCGGUGCGGAUCACAUGGUCAUGUUCUCUAAUCCUCAAGAACUGAGCUCUUGCCUGCUGGGGUUAGCUGAAAAAUAGCCGUAAGCAUGCAUCACGAUCAAGUCAGAUGAAAUUUCUAAUGUCUCUAUAUAUGUGAAACAUUUUUUAAGACGUCAAUAACUUGUUUGAUGAAAUGAUAUACAGACAUCAUAUAUUGGAAAA
Messenger RNA from Rhododendron vialii, 998 nucleotides. RefSeq names its product methyl jasmonate esterase 1-like. The record is from RefSeq and is a predicted model, not a curated record. Gene Ontology annotation, biological process: salicylic acid metabolic process; jasmonic acid metabolic process. Gene Ontology annotation, molecular function: methyl indole-3-acetate esterase activity; methyl salicylate esterase activity; methyl jasmonate esterase activity. Lineage: Eukaryota; Viridiplantae; Streptophyta; Magnoliopsida; Ericales; Ericaceae. The coding region runs from base 93 to 875 and encodes 260 amino acids. The transcript has 3 exons.